AUGUGGCACAAUUCUGAGACGCAUUCAACGCAAAAUGGUCGCGCGUUGAGCUUUCCGUCAUUGGACGAUGGACGAGGUCAAGGUCUUCUACGAAGAGUGGCCAGCUUACAGUUCAUUGCGAAGAAAUUCGAACCGCUUGACAAGGAAGUACGUGCAUUUGUUAAACUUCGUUACAAGGAUAUCGCUAAGUUCAUAAUCUGGCCAGAGUGCAGAUUUGACAGUGUGCCGAGUAAUGGAAUGAAGAUGCUACUUCAUGAUAAUCCUUCACAAUUACGUCCGACUCGAGAGCCUGAUCCGAGAACGAUUUUAAAUAAAGCUGAAUUGGAGGACCAUCGAUCUCCAUAUCUUCCAUGCACAAUCAACAGCGUAACCAGAUCUGACUCCGAAGAUUCCAGUAGUGCUGAAUCAGUUUUAGAAAUGACACGACUAUAA
Angiostrongylus costaricensis is the source of this 432-nucleotide messenger RNA. NCBI's taxonomy places the organism in Eukaryota, Metazoa, Nematoda, Chromadorea, Rhabditida, Metastrongylidae. The record is from the annotation of a GenBank genome assembly.